Paramuricea clavata is the source of this 3472-nucleotide messenger RNA. NCBI's taxonomy places the organism in Eukaryota, Metazoa, Cnidaria, Anthozoa, Malacalcyonacea, Plexauridae. The record is from the annotation of a GenBank genome assembly.
AAAGCAAGUCACAGAGAAGUGAAUUUUGAAAACAGGUAUUUAGCUCAAGUGAGUUUGAAAUUCAAUAUUUUAUUUUUUAAGGCUAACUUGGCAUUAUAUGGAAGUAUAUUAAUACUGUGUCUUUAAAGGAAACACACACUUUGAUCUUUGACUUUGAAGAAACGUUAACGUUGAUAUUGUAAACCAGCUUUUAAAUUAGACUGUCGCAUUUAAAACUUUAAUAACCACAGUACUAGUGAAUCUGUAAAACUGGAAUUGACAGAUAACAUGGUCCAUAAAAAUUCUUAUUUUAAAUCAGUUUAGGUGAAAAUGGCGAUAAAAAUCAUAAUUGUGGUCUUCAUGGGAUUUUGUCUCAUUCAGGCAAAUGCAAACUUUAUAAAAAGUGGUGUAAAAGGUAAAUUGUGCGAUAUAUGAGGGCCCCCUAUACCUCUUCACAAUAUGCUUUCACGUAAAAAUAUUUUGCCUUUUCACGAGUCACGGAUUAAGAAAAUCAUCGAUCACGUUUCACGGCUAAGUAAAAUAAGCCCUUCACGCUUCACGCAAAACGUAUAGGGGGCCCGAUCACGUUUCACGGCUAAGUAAAAUAAGCCCUUCACGCUUCACGCAAAAAGUAUAGGGGGCCCUCAUAUAUAUAUUGUCCAAUAUACCGUUACUCAAUAUUUCCAUUUUCAGCUUGGAAAUCCUGUUUGAAUUUGUUCCGAAGGAGUCAGAAUAUUAUGUCAUUGAGUUGGAGUUAUAAGAUAUAGAUGUAGUUAUAAUUAGUAAAUUCGAAUAGGAAACUAUAUCGUUAUCUUUUCGUUUUUAGAUAAAUUGGAGCAGGAUGAAUCAGAGAUUAAUCAAGAUAUCGAAGGUUGGAAAUAAUAGUAUUACAUAUAUUACAUGAGUGUUGUAAAAAUGGAUUUAAAAAAAGUGGUAUUUUCUUUCAGGGACUUCCGUUUCCAUUUUUCGUUAAAUUAGAAUCCUUAGGGGUACAAACCUUGACCAUGCAAAGUCUUACCGAUUUGUAUAAUUCAUUUAUAUAGUCGAUAUAGUCGCAUUCAAAAAAUUUUUUUUCUGAGAAAAAUAUUGAGACGGAUCGAAGGUGCAUGCAAUAUAUUCAGUCAUUAUUCACAUAAAAAGUUUAAAAUUGGCAGUUAAUUGAUUAUGAACGCAAUAUCUGUCCUGCAUAUACAUUAUCUAUAAUAUAUACAUGUACUGCAUGUAGUCAAGUUGGGAUCAGUCGUUUAAAGAACAAUUCUUGUUCAAGUAAUUUUUAUAAAUUAACAAGCACUUCUUUAUCAAAAUUUAACAAAUCACGAUUGUUUGGUCCAGCCCGAGGCAAAAGCGAUGAUCGGAGCUUAUAUAGCACUGAAUUAAGCCAUUAUUCACCAUGUAUGACCAUGUGCAUGAAGAAAAUAAACAAUGUUAUUAUUGCACGCCUUCCACGCAUGAAGUAUAUAGGUUCCUCCUGCCUGUUAAACUGCAACAGUGAUGAAUAGUUCCCGUCUACGGACAAACUCCGGGCAAAGGAAACCUUUACGCCAUAAGAUAAUUAUACAUUAAAUAUAUAUGUGUAACGUAAAAGGAUCAUAUAAUGAUUCUUGUGACACAAGAAAGAAAAUAUGAAGCGAGAACGUUAAAUGAAAAUUCUGCGAAGGAAAUACAACUUUGCCGUUUGCCGCUCCCACAAAUAUGAAGAAUAAACUCCCUUAUAUGUUUCUCCACAACUUUGCCUAGUUCACAGACUUCUGCAUGAGGCAAAUAUUUGAGAAGUAAAUGCUACAAGUAAUUCUAAUAUGCCAGCGCGGUGAUGCAGGAUGACCAUGCAGAACUUAAUUUUUUGGAGGUAAAGACAAAUUAUAGUUGGAUUUACUAGUAUAGGUUGAAAACUGUCUGGGUUUUUUUUCAGGAAACGUUUCCAAACGAGGUUUGGCUGUAGUUAUUCCACUAAUAGAACUUGGCAUUAAUGUCUUACAAUCAGUACUAGAUGCUCUUGGUAACAUAGAGAGAACUAUUGCGAUUGGAAUUGGUAAUGACACACCAUAUGAAUGGAAAGCUGAUGGUGUUUAUUUCCGUUCUGGUACAUCUGAUGAAUUUCUUCCUGCCUAUCUGAGUUCAGAAGAAGGCGCCAUUUUUCCAGGGAGAAAAACGGAAGGUCCUGUUGCAACAGGUGUGGUGGGUGUUCUCUGUUAUUACAUCCCUAAGCGAAGAAAAUCUCUGUGUGUUAUGUUCAGUGUGCCAUUUGAUUAUAAUUUGUACUCCAAUUUGUGGGACGUACAAAUGUUCUCUGGUAAGAUCUCGCCAGACCAACAGUUGUAUGAACAGAUGUAUUAUGGUAGUCCUUACAGCGGUGACAACAGGUAAUUUGUGCAAUCAUUUUCAUAUGAAACCUAUUUCUCUCCAAAAGGUUAAAUAAUUUUUAAAAUUUAAUUAAUUAAGAAUUAAUUAAUUUUUUAAAAUAUUGAAUUGUUUGUUCAUCAUCACAGUCUGCGGCAUUUAAUGGGUUUCUGUGUUACCGACCACAGACUAUUUGCCGUCUGUGAUAUUAAGAAAAUUAACGUAUAUCUCUGCUUAGCUCCUAUAUUAACUUGUCGACUUACCAAUUAUCAGUCUAGGAAUACUAUUUGAAGUCAGUAUGCCAGUACACGUAUAAUAUAUAUGAGUGACAACUAUUCCAUGCAAAAAUCCCAUUUACUUGCAUGCAAAAAAUGUGGGAAAUACAACGACGCCGUUUAGACUUCAGUUUCAUAAUCAUAAAAGCUCGCUUAAUUAAUAGGUAUAUGGUGGGGUUCAAAGAGCGAUUUUUCGCCAACAUUUGUAUGCUCAUUUUUCGAAGAGGGUAGCUCAGUAGUGUAUGACGCGUUAGUAUACAUUAGGGAUAGGUAUAUAUAUUCAAUGGAAAGGAAAGGUUUUUGGAUUGAAAAGUUGAACACCUACGUCCCUAUGGGUUUGAAUGCAAGGGAUAGUUAUUAAGUGAUGUAUGCAAUUAAUGCAAAGUAUUCAAGGAUGUAGACACUUGAACUUUUUUCGUUUCUGACGAAUAGGGCGGCGCCCCAAAACGCUGUAAAUAAAGUUUUUUCUUAUUUUUUAUCAAUAAUAUUUCGGUUUAUUGAAGCUAUAUGGAUGUCUUUCCUUUUGGUAUAUGUGUGUGGGUGGGUGUGGAACAAGUAAAUCCGAGUGUUAUCUAUGAUCUAGCAGCACAACAUAUUCUAAAUAUCAAUCACUCUUCCCCUCUCAUUUGUCUCAAAUAGUGAGUUUCAAAUUAGACAUUCAUUCUUACUUCCAUUCUUUCUUUUAACAUUAGAUACCACGAGAAAGAUCUUGGUCAUGGUUUCAUCAUGGAACAUGGUAUCAUGAACAAUGCAGGAAACGCAAGACUCAUGAUAAAUAUUGCGACGAAAUCUCGAUAAAAUUUAAAAUAUAUUCUAUCUCUAAUAUAAUAAAUGCUUGUAGAAGACAAGAAAAAAUAAGUAAAAUACAAAAAGAAACCAAA